Molecule: messenger RNA, 321 nt
Organism: Laccaria bicolor S238N-H82
Lineage: Eukaryota; Fungi; Basidiomycota; Agaricomycetes; Agaricales; Hydnangiaceae
Exons: 3
Coding region: 1-321 (106 amino acids)
Source: RefSeq, a predicted model, not a curated record
AUGAAGUUCUACGCAUACUCCCUCGUACUGCCAAUCGCCUUGUUCAAACAGGCGUUUGCCGCUCCAAUCCCCAGGCCGUUAUCCAUUUGUCGUCUUCCUACAGCCUCUUACCUGUGGGUAGUCCCCAACGUAAUAUCAACGGCCCUCUGGUACUCAUCAUCCUUCCUAUCCGAUCCAGGUCCGACUGGCUUCAGGUGUUGCGGACCCAUCAGCGUAACUUUGGGCGGAACGUCAGUGAUUAUACGCUACGGAACCAAAACCAUCUGGUCUAACUCCUUUGCAGCUGCUUUCCCGACGGCAAGAUCUGUCCUUUGUCAAUGA